Tigriopus californicus is the source of this 901-nucleotide messenger RNA. RefSeq lists its product as uncharacterized. Bases 297 to 656 code for a protein of 119 amino acids. The transcript is spliced from 4 exons. The record is from RefSeq and is a predicted model, not a curated record. NCBI's taxonomy places the organism in Eukaryota, Metazoa, Arthropoda, Copepoda, Harpacticoida, Harpacticidae.
GAGACUCUCCAUCCAGUCCCUCAUGGUACCACCAUGAGGGAUAAAUUAUAUGGGGAUACAAAAUUGUGCACAAACACUUAUUGGAGAAGAAUCGAACAAAUAUCUAAGCAGGAAACAUUCGAAGUGAAUUUCUUUUCUGCUUGAAUGCCUUUCUCCAAUCCGACGACUGUCAUUUAAAGGUUAUUGAAAUCUACAAUGACUAACGUGUGUGCCCAAGUAUGUCAAACUUUGGGUCCAAUAGGUUUUACAACGGGGCCACCCAAGAGCCCUCCCCGUUAUUUGUGGUUUAAUUCACCAUGGAAAAGCAACUCGCCAUUUUGCUCAUUUUCUCAACCUGUUUUGUCAUGGCUUUGGGGGAGUUCAAAUGCUAUGACAAAAGCGAAAGUGAAAAGGACGAAAUGGGAACCGUCAAGACUUGUUCCAGUGACGUUAAAUCGUGCAAAAAGACGAUCAUAGUAAUGGAUGAAAAAACCACGUAUUCAAAGGCCUGUGGAACCAGCAAAGAUCAGACAGAUGAGUGCGCUGAGGACAAUAGCAAUGAGGCUAAAAAGGUCACCACCUGUUAUUGCAAGACCUCCGAGUGCAACCCUGCAUCUCGGAAAAUGGUGGCAACCCUGACUAUUUUCACCGUCAUGGCUUUGAAUUUGUUUCUUUAAGAUUUCCCCCAAGGGCAAAAUCGAUCCAGGAUGGGCGUUCCUACAAUUGAUUUGGAAAUGAUUUGGAAAUUGGAUGAGUACCUGCCUUGGAUUGGCUUUUAAUACUUUGUACAUCUUGAUGUUACUAAAUGGAAAAUAUUGUAAAUGAUGUAGGUCUUCAACUCACAAGAGUAGUAUAAUUCAGACAACCCAGAUUCUAUGAAAAAAACUACUCUUCAAUAAAUUUUCUUGGUGUUUUUAACGAA